AUGUGGGCUCACGCGCGCUAUCGGAUUGGUGCGCGGGUGCUGCCUUUGCGUCUUCCCGUUUUGCAAUGGCGAUUCCCUGGCAAGGGGCUAAGCAUUUCCAAAAUGACUGCGCUGAGCACUGGUUUGGUUUUUGCCGCCAGCUGGCCGGCUCCAUGUCGCUGCGAAGCUGAAGACACGGCUCUGGCAUUAACACCUGACGAUGAGGAGCUUCUGCUCUCAGCUCUUGAUGCUGCCAUGCUCACCUUGCGCGAAUGGUCACAGGCACCGGCAUCUUGGUGGGAUGACAGUAAGCGCAUCAACCUGUCUGAUUUACAUGACGCGGUGCACUGCACCAAAAAGAUGGACGGGUUUCCUGUGAAGUUACACAUGGUAAGUGCGGUGUGGGAUGAUACAUCCCUCAGCGAGUUGCUGCUGCUCACGGAAGCAUCGGAAGAUUGCUUGAAGUUGAGCUUUGAUCCUGCUCUGGAUUCGAUUCAAACUUGCAGACGCAUUGUGCGAGGGAACGAUCGCCAAGUGCGCCUUAUCCGCACCAUCACAAAACCGAUGCUCUUGGGUCUGAUAUCUGCUCGUGAAGUUGAUUCUGUUGUACGAGAUCCAGCUGCACAGCCUGAUGGAUCAAUUAUCGGAGGAGCACUUGGUUUGCAGUCUCCGCUGCUCAUUGAAAAGGUGCAGAGCGACAUGAGCAAUGGUUUGGGAACCUUAUCGUCUAGACCUCCAACACCGGGAAGAACCCGUGCAAUAGAUCACACCAGCGGCUACAUCUUGGAGCCUUUGGAUUCAGGUGCUCGCUCGUCCGAAGCCAGGGGCAAGUGGAAGGUUUACUACAUUCUGCUCAGUGAAGCUGGUGGAGGCGUGCCUACUUGGGCAGCUGAGAAGGGAGUAUCAAAAGCCAUCGUGGAUUGGUUUGCGUUCGCUCGCCGGCAGCAGCACAUAUGGCGAAACAGCUCGUGUUGA
Molecule: messenger RNA, 954 nt
Organism: Symbiodinium natans
Lineage: Eukaryota; Dinophyceae; Suessiales; Symbiodiniaceae
Source: the annotation of a GenBank genome assembly